Molecule: messenger RNA, 1460 nt
Organism: Penicillium canescens
Lineage: Eukaryota; Fungi; Ascomycota; Eurotiomycetes; Eurotiales; Aspergillaceae
Product: threonine aldolase GLY1
Exons: 4
Coding region: 176-1399 (407 amino acids)
Biological process (GO): glycine biosynthetic process; L-threonine catabolic process
Cellular component (GO): cytosol
Molecular function (GO): L-allo-threonine aldolase activity
Source: RefSeq, a predicted model, not a curated record
CCUGAACACAAGUUGUCUUUGUUGCACCUAAACCGAUAAUUGCGUGCUCAGUCCCCGAUCAGCGUACGAAGUUGGUCUAUGUUGCACCUACUCUUAUCUCCCCGCAUGAUCACGUGCCAGGUCCCCUCUUUGCCCGUUAUUUUUGAGGGACCAAUGCUACGCUGACACAGAACUCAUGAAUCGCGUCUUACAACCGGCCCGUCGCUCAUCUUCGGCACUUUGUUCGCUACCCAGAUCAACAAUACAUCCUAGAAUUGUCGUAUCACAACUCUCAACCCGCGCAAUGUCUACUACCUCGGUACCCGGCAGCGAUAAGAAGCCCAACACCUGGCAGGGGGCUGGCGCUGCCGAGUUUGACCUCAGAAGUGAUACAAUGACGAAGCCUACCGCAUCCAUGCUUGAAGCCAUCUGCCAAACGACUCUCCUCGAUGAUGUCUUCAACGAAGACACAGUCACCAAUGACUUGCAAAGCUACGUCGCCCAGAUAACGGGGCAUGAGUCGAGUUUGUUGGUUCUUUCGGGGACAAUGGGAAACCAGGUGGCCAUUCGCUCUCAUCUCGCGCAACCUCCUCAUUCGGUGUUGUGUGAUCAUCGAUCUCACAUCAUUUGUUAUGAAGCUGGUGGUGUAAGCGCAUGGACCGGUGCUACAAUGCAAACGGUUGUACCCAGGAACGGGGUUCAUUUGACCUUGGAGGACAUCCAGAAGCAUGCUGUGCUCGACGAUAACAUCCAUUAUUGUCCUACCAAACUGAUAAGCUUGGAGAACACACUUGACGGAAUGAUUAUGCCCUUGAGCGAGGCGCGCCGCAUCGUAGAAUGGGCCCAUGCUAAUGACAUCAAGGUUCAUCUGGAUGGUGCUCGGCUGUGGGAGGCCGUCGUGGCAGGUGCGGGUAGCCUGCCCGAAUACGCCAGCCUGUUUGACAGUGUGCGCCAAUUGGAAGUAUCAUUGUCGGUUCUCAAGACUUUAUUAAAAAAAGCCCGCUGGUUCCGCAAGUCUAUUGGUGGCGGUGCUCGUCAAACGGGUGUAAUUGCAGCUGCCGCCCGAGUCGCCCUGGAUGAAACAUUUGGCACUGACCCUCAAGGCCAGACUGGAAAGCUUGCAGCAACCCAUGCAAAGGCGAAGCAGGUAGCCGAGAUGUGGACCAGUCGCGGAGGCAAGCUGGAGCACCCUUUGCACACCAAUAUGGUUUGGUUGGAUCUCGAGGCAUCUGGGGUGGGGCCGAAUGAUAUGGCACAGAUUGGACAAAAACAAGGACUGAGAUUGAUGGGCGGCCGGGUAGUGGUUCAUUACCAGAUCUCCGACGAAGCAAUCGCACGGCUUGAGCGAGUCUUCGACACUGCGCUCAAGGGAGAUUACCAGCGAAAUGAGGAUACGAGCAAACCGUAUGGGACCAAAUAAUCUGAAGACAGGCAUAUAGAGCGUAGAAAUGUAAAUAUUAUGUUCCAUUACCCUCAAAUGU